CAUCGUCGGGGUUAUCGCAAGCUAGUGCUCUGCGAUAGUCCGCUUCAGUCAGUCUCGCCAUGUCCCUCAUCCUUCUCUUCCUCUUCUUCUUGGGGUGUCAAGCCACCAUCACCAAUUACCAACCAUCUUAUUCAGCUCAGUCCUGCCAAACCCCAACCCAGCAACCCGGAAAAUGCGUCUUAAUCAACCACUGCCCUCACUUAUUCUCCGUUAUCACCCGGAACCAAACCGACAAAAACGCCAAAGAGCUAAUUCGAAAAUCUCACUGCGGGUUCGAAUCCAUGCUCUUCCCCAAAGUGUGUUGUCCUGCAGAAGCCAUCAAACUCUUCGAAGAAGGAGGCGCCAUCUCCCACAACCAACACGCAACUAAAUGUGGCUUGCACGAACCAGACGGACCUUCAGACCCUUGGUUAACCCUCCUCGAAUACGAAAACCCUAUCGGCGAACGCGCAUUUUUAUGUGGAGGGGUCCUUAUCAACAAGAGAUACGUCCUAACAGCCGCUCACUGCGUGUCAAACCUCCACAACUUCAAACUGGUGAACGCGCAUUUGGGGAAGUUCCACGGCGGCGACUCCGAAGAGUUGGUGCUGAAAACCGACGGUACGACAGUCCACGAGGAGUACGACCCUAACGACCCCAACAGAUACCACGACGUGGCGUUAGUACGUUUGAAGAACAAGGUUUCUUUCAAGGAUGGGUUCGCAAGGCCUAUUUGUAUCCCGACGGACAACAAGAAGAGCUUUUUGGGGAAGAUCUUGUCGGUGGCGGGGUACGAGAAGCACGGUGAUGGAGUGAAGAAGCGCGAGGGAGUGGCCACGGUUUGGGAGAAGAGUGAGUGCCACCUGGUGUACAACUCGACGGAGGUGAGGUUGAAGGAUUCCCAGUUGUGUGCUGGAGGCAAAAGUUUGAGUCGUCGUCAGUCGUUCCGGACGGAUUUGGGUGGGGUUUUAAUGCACGUUGAUAAGGAUAAUUCGUACUCGGCGGUGGGGAUUUUGGCUCUGGAAGGGCCGUGUUGUGGCAAGGAUCAUUACCCGAAGGUGUACACCAGAGUUGGAAGCUACAUGGAGUGGAUCAUCAGUAACUUGAAACCAUAGUGCGAAUUUUAUUUUUAAGUUUGUAGUGUGUGAUUUGUAUUAUGUAAUUCGAAAUAUAUUAUAGCUACCA
Molecule: messenger RNA, 1164 nt
Organism: Zophobas morio
Lineage: Eukaryota; Metazoa; Arthropoda; Insecta; Coleoptera; Tenebrionidae
Product: CLIP domain-containing serine protease HP8-like
Exons: 4
Coding region: 60-1094 (344 amino acids)
Biological process (GO): proteolysis
Molecular function (GO): serine-type endopeptidase activity
Source: RefSeq, a predicted model, not a curated record